This is a messenger RNA of Perca flavescens (yellow perch), 872 nucleotides long. RefSeq names its product complement C1q tumor necrosis factor-related protein 3. Lineage: Eukaryota; Metazoa; Chordata; Actinopteri; Perciformes; Percidae. The transcript has 5 exons. Gene Ontology annotation, molecular function: protein binding. The record is from RefSeq and is a predicted model, not a curated record. The coding region runs from base 114 to 773 and encodes 219 amino acids.
CGCCUCGUUGGUUCAACUGAAGGCUGACAUGAGGUUGCAGACUCAAGGCUUCUAUAUAAAGCUCACACAGGUGUACAGACGGCACAGUUCAACAGUUAGCUGCCAGUGAGAGAAUGGAGAUCUCUGCGAGUUUUACGCUGUUGCUGCUCCUCGGCUCCGUCUCCCCAAGUGAAAGUGUUGAAUGCCAGCAGGCUUCUCCUCCAGACAUCUACGCUGAGCUGAGAGAGAUCACCGCUUCAUUGGUUCAACUGCAGACCAACAUGAGACUGCUGCAAAGAGAGACUACAGGUCAAGCACAGCUAAAGACUGAAGUGGACAAGCAGAAGACUGAAGUGGACAAGCUGAAGCAACAACAACAAGUCCGACAGGUGGCGUUCUCAGCCGCUCUGCUGCCUGGAGGCCAAACAGCAACUACUGGACCCUUUUCCACGGUCACUACCCUGAUCUUCAAACACGUCGUCACCAACAUCGGAAAUGCCUAUAACCCAAACACAGGUCUGUUCACUGCCCCGGUGAGAGGAGCGUACAACUUUGAGUGGACGGUGGGUUCAUGGCAAGAUGGCGAGGAAUCAGGAGGUUGGUUGGUCAAGAACUCAGAGUAUGUCUUCUUGGCAUACAAGAGAGGGGCCGGUUUUCUGAGUUCUUCUAAAGCCGCUACGCUGCUGCUGCAGGUGGGAGACGUCGUGUCUGUGCGUCUGAUGGUUAACACUGUGGUGUUUGACAAUGGAAAUCACCACACCACCUUCAGUGGCCAUCUUCUGUUCCCCAUGUAAGACAGAAACAGCAGCUCUGUGAUAGUCACACAGGUUGUUGUUGUCUUAAACAAGUCUUCAUAACACUUCAUUGAAGUAAACUGAUUUUAUCUGUAUCCA